AUGACCGAUGAUUAUGAGUUGGAUCCUGAAUGUGGAUGUUUUGGUUCUUCUUCGCAAACGCCGAAUAUGCAUAUAUUUAUUGGAGAAAGUUUUGCCAUUGAUGAUUCAUCAAUUGGGUAUUCUACUAUUGGAACGGCAUUGAAGGUCGAAAAUCGUUGCCCUGUUAUUAAAAAUUAA
Funneliformis mosseae is the source of this 177-nucleotide messenger RNA. Lineage: Eukaryota; Fungi; Glomeromycota; Glomeromycetes; Glomerales; Glomeraceae. The record is from the annotation of a GenBank genome assembly.